GAACGUGGUGAAAUUCCUACCUGUCACGUGCGCGCCCCGUAUCAAACGCUGGCUAAAAACUAGUUCCAGGCUGGGAAACGACAUAUUACAACAGAGAAGAACAUUCCAUCGACAGAGGAGCGGGAAAACGGUGAAAAGGGGGAAACCCUGUAACACUGGAGCAAUCAUGGUAGGCGAACGCCGCAACGGGAACCUACUUGUCCAGCUGGGCACGAAGCUGCAGGCCUAUCCAGAGGAGUUGAUCCGGCAGCGGCGGACUCACGAUGGCCAGACAGAGUACUUGAUCCGCUGGUGCCUGCUGGCCAUAGACGACGGUAGUGGCUCAGGUGGAGGGAGCAAUGAGGCAGGAGGAGGUGGGGGAAGCAGUUCAGGGGUGGGCGGCUCAACCUCAGGCGAGAGCAAGACGGAGAACAUACUGAUGUGGAUGUCAACGGAGGAUGUCUACGCCAACUGCCCCACUCUACUGGGCAAGCGCAAGGCAGACACCCAGCGGCCCCUCCAGGAGGAGGAGAGGCCCAGUGGAGAGUUCCCUGCUGAUGUCACCUUUGACGAGGUGGAGCUCUCAGACAUGAAGGACGAUGUCAAGAACUUGGUCACGAGGGCCCGCAAACAGAUGGCCAAGAAGAGCGACUUUGCCAUCAGCAUCACACACACCAUCCACGUGCUUAGUGCCUACGCCAGCAUCGGCUCACUGGUGGGCGUCUUCAAGGAGACCGGUGCCCUGGACCUGCUCAUGGAGCUGCUCUGCAACAAAGAGCGACAAACCCGCCGAAGUGCUGGGAAGAUGCUCCGGGCUCUGGCCUCUCAUGACGCAGGGAGCCGUGCCUAUGUGCUCCUGUCCCUCAGCCAGCAGGACGGUAUUGAGCAGCACAUGGACUUUGACAAUCGCUACACCCUCCUGGAGCUGUUUGCAGAGACCACCUCCUCUGAGGAACAUGGCAUCUCUUUUGAGGGGAUCCACCUCCCUCAGAUCCCAGGGAAGCUGCUGUUCUCCCUGGUGAAGCGCUACCUGUGUGUGACGUCCCUGAUGGACAAGCUCAACACGGCAGGGGUGGAGUCGAGCUCUGAGCGGCAAGACGCAGCAGGCUCCUCCUCAGGGACAGGCCACCAGCCGGAGAACCUGCGUGUCCAACGAGAGUUUGAGUUCACCAUGGCCAUGGCUAACCUCAUCUCUGAGCUGGUGCGCGUCAUGGGCUGGGACCGCAACCGGCAGCCGCCACAGGCAGCCGGCCUGGUCCAGGGCAGCGCCUGCGGGGAGGACCAGGAGGAUGAGCCGCCCCGCCGUGUGGUGCGUUCUAUCUUCCAGCCUCGCUUCUCUGCCUCUGCUUCUGCCUCUCCUGCCACUGCUGCCGCCUCUAACAUGGCAGCCACCACACCACCCAAGAAGAAGACCAGCAACGGCUUCAAGACGCGCACAGACUUCGCCAGCCGCUCGGCUUAUGUGGAAUAUGUGCAGGAAAACCUGAAGAGCGGCAUGCUGGUCCGUAUGUUGGAGGAUUAUGAGGAGGUCAGCGCUGGUGAUGAGGGGGAUUUCCGCUACAGUAAUGAUGGCUCGCCACCAGUGCAGGUGUACUGGACCUCCCUGUCUCGAACCUACUGGGUGCACUGGCACAUGGUUGAGAUCCUGGGCACUGGCACUAGUGGACAGGGUGAGAAAGACGCCCAGGAGAAGGCCUCCUCUCUGACUGAGACCAUCAAGCUCACGACUGUGAGUCAGACAUUAUUCUCCAAGCCUCCUGGUGGGCUGUACUCGUUGCCUUACCUGGCUGAGGGGCUGCAGUCUGACGCCGCCACCCUGAGCAGGGCCGAGUGGUGGGAAGUGCUCUUUUUCAUCAAGAAGCUGGAACCAAAGCAACAGCAGGAGAUCAACAACCUCCUGCGUCAGAGCCUCGAUGAACAGAUGUCAGACGUAGACGAGGCCACUCUUAUCCAGCUGUCGGUGCCAGGCGAAGUGGCCCGGAAGAUGCUCCACUACCUGAAGCAGACCCUGCAGAACUCAUGUCUGUGGGACCUGCUCUGCUCCCAUGCCUUCUCUAAACACUACCUGCGGCGUGGUGGGGGAGGCCUGGAAGACGAUGAGCUGCUGCCUGACGGCUCCCUCGAAUCCUCUGGCCUGGGUGGAGGACGGGGCAACUCCUCAUCUGAUGCCACCGCCGCCGCCUCUUCCUCCUCUGCCAUGGGCUCAUUGUCCAAGAAGCCCAAGAAGGAGAGUCCUACGGACUAUUGCUCCGACACAGAGUCUGAAUUGCCCAUGGAAGAUGAGUCUAACUACCCAGAAGAUCUGAAGGAAAAGAUGAAAGUGUUUAACAACCCCAAGGUGCAGGGCAAGAAGACAGCCCUGGAGAAGCUGGGGGAGGUGGUUGACAUCAUGAAGAAGAUUGGCUCAGAUCCAGUCCAGCAGCUGGCUGGGAUCAAGUUCAUCAUCCAGGUCCUAGAGGAUGAGGGGCCUCAGGAGAGAAGCACCCUCAGGACGGACGCUGUCCAGACCAUACGGGAUAAAGUCCUGAAGCUUUUGGUCGAGAUACUGAGUGGGCAGCCCAAGGAGAACGUGGUCAGCACCCUGCGUCUCACCCGCGCCCUCAUGGUCAAGUACGAGUGGAGGGUCUCCUUUGCCACUGAAGGUGGCGUCAAAGCUAUCCUCUCCUGUAUGCAGGAAUACCCCACUGUCCCACAGGUCCAGCAAGUUGCUCUGGCUACUCUGAUGGUUAUCACAGGUGCCAGUAAGCAUGAUCUGGGCAGUAUGAGCAGCUGUUAUCUUCCUCUCUCUGAGUCUGGCACACCCAUGAUGCUCGGGGUCUUUGCCAGUAUUGGCUCUGCCACCGCCGAGGGCUCCAAGGGACUGCUGGCUGCAAUCCCCGCUGGCAUUGAACUGAUGCUCAACACACCUAGCUGUAUGUUAUCGGUGAGGAACGGUCUGUUGGUGAUCAUCAUGCUGAUCUCCAGUAGUAAGAGCCUGGCGGAACAGCUGGUGGCCUGUGAUGUCAGCGCUGUGCUCAAGAAGUGCCUCGCAGCCUCGCGGCCAGUGAACAUGCUGGCCAUCAUUGCCCUCAACCACAUUUCCAUGGUCCACAAGCUGGAGAAAAAAGAGUCAAAGGAUGAGUUGGACUUCAAGGACACAGAGCUGAAGAUGCUGGUGGUGAGCCUGAAGGAGAUGACGGCAACCAAGGAGGUGAUCCUGACGCUGGAGCAGCUGCUGUGCGACGACGCCUCCCAGCUAGAGGAGGAGCGCAACCAGGUGACCCGCAGCCGAGAGACCUACCAGGACCUGGUGCGCCUCAUGGACCAGCACCGAGCUGACCGGGCCGCGCAGCUCUCCAUCCUCAGAAUAUUGAACAAGUUCUUGGACAAUUACCUGGAGGAUCUGCUUCCAUGGCAUGAGAGCAUAGAACCAUGCUUGUCUUCUAUGACCGCAUUCAUCAAUGACCGUGAGGUGGUCCAGCUGCUCAUUCGCUUCCUGUAUCGCCUGGCCUCUGUGAACAAAGACUAUGCCGUAGUGAUGUGUCGUUUGGGCACGAAGGACGCCCUGGUCAAGGCGCUAGACAAGCACAGUAUCAACCUGCUGUUGGUCACAGAGCUGCGGGACUUGAUCACAGACUGUGAGAAGUACGCCAGUCUCUACAAGAAAAUGACCACCAGCGUUCUGGCUGGUUGCAUACAGAUGGUUUUGGGCCAAAUAGAGGAGCAUCGGCGAAGCCACCAACCAAUUAACAUCCCCUUCUUUGACAUCUUUCUGCGCAAUCUGUGCCAAGGAUCUAGUGUGGAACUCAAGGAGGACAAGUGCUGGGAGAAAGUGGAGGUUUCCUCUAAUCACCAUCGAGCCAACAAGCUCACAGACAAGAACCCUAAAACGUACUGGGAGUCCAAUGGCUGCACAGGUUCCCAUUUUAUCAACAUCUACAUGCACAAGGGGGUGGUGAUUAGGCAAUUGGCAGUGCUUGUGGCCAGUGAAGACUCCAGCUAUAUGCCUGCCCGCAUGGUAGUACUUGGAGGAGACGACCCCACAAACAUCAACACAGAGCUGAACACAGUCAAUGUGCCUCCUUCAGCCAAUCGCAUUGUGUUGCUGGAGAACAUGACCCGCUUCUGGUCCAUUGUGCAGAUCAGGAUCAAGCGGUGUCAGCAGGGUGGCAUUGACACAAGGGUCCACGGCUUUGAGGUGCUGGGACCCAAGCCCACCUUCUGGCCCGUGUUCAAGGAGCAGCUCUGCUGUCGCACCUACCUCUUCUACACCACUAAGGCCCACACCUGGUGCCAGGAGAUCCUGGAGGACAAGGCCCAGCUGCUGCAGCUCUUCAACAAACUGAACAGCGCUCUGCGACAUGAGCAGAUGUUUGCUGAUCGUUUCCUGCCUGAUGCCGAGGCAGCGGAGGCUCUGGGACGUACCUGCUGGGAGGCCCUCAUCACCCCCAUCGUACAGAGCAUCACCAUCUCGGAGACCCAAGUCCUCAGUCCCCUCUCCUGGCUGCUCAGUGAGUACCUUGACAACGCAGAGUCAGCCAGGCGCUGCAAGAGCCGGGCAGCCAUCUUCAACUCCCGCGUCCGUCGCCUCACCCACCUACUGGUUCAUGUGGAUACCAGCAGAGUGGACACAGAGGAGCUCAAGCCGCCCAUCAAGUGCAAAGGUAUCAACCGAAGCAAAGAUUUAAAGAAUGGAAAAGAGGGAAAGAACAAAGAUGCAGCCGCUGUCUCCUCUUCCUCCUCCUCCAACUCUGUCAAGCCGAAGAUGAAGAACACCAGCAGUAUUGCAGGGAUAGCACUGUGUUGGCAGGGCGUUGUACAGAGACAGGUUAAGAAGUUUUUGGACUCUACGUGCAGCCUGCCAGACUUUGUGGAGCGCUACAGGAACAUGUACCUCCGUCUGAAGAAUGCCAUGGAGGAGCUGUUUGGCCAACAGACAGCAUUUGUGCUGGCUCUCCGCCACGGCUUCUCUGCUGCUCUCCUACAGCUCUCCAUCCUCACUGCCAUGCACGUGAGCGAGCGGUUUGCCCAGUACAUCGACUUGAUGAUCCAGGAGAGUGGAGUGGACUCUGGCAACGUGGAGACUCUUAACCAGUUGCAGCAAUUCCUAGAACCCAUGCUCUUCCUCUCCGGCCUGGAGCUGGCCAACACCUUUGAGCACUUUUACAGGUACUACCUGGGUGACAGGCUGCUAGGCCAGGGCAAGGUGUGGCUGGAGAGUGCUGUCAUAAUGCAGAUAGGCACCUGCUUUCCCAACCGCUUCCCCCAGCAGAUGCUGAAGAACCUGAGUGAGUCUGAGGAGCUGCAGCAGGAGUUCCACCUCUACCGCCUCCAGCAGCUGGACAAGACCCUUCAGGAUGUCGACGAGGAGAUGAUGGAUGAUCAGCCAUCAGAGCCUGAGGAGGAGAGUGAGGUGAAGGUGCUGAUCCUGUCUCCUCGCUGCUGGGCUGUCUCCUCCCCCUGCUACAUGGACAACCACAGCAGAUACUUCCCCAAGCAGCUCUGCACCUACCUGGCAGAGUUUACGGACUUCUACUCUAACAGCCAGUGCAUGUACAAUCUGACCCACAGUAAGCCCCGGCGUCUACAGUGGACCUGGCUGGGCCAUGCAGAGCUGCGCUACGGCACCUGCACUCUCUACGUCUCCACCCUGCAGAUGUACAUCCUCCUGCAGUUCAACCACCAAGCGGAUGUAUCUGUGGAGGCUCUUCAGCAGGCCACAGGCCUCUCCCCGACAAUGCUGGCCCAUGCUCUGUCUCCCCUCAUAGCAGGGAAGGGCAUUCUCACCCAAGACAGCCCUGACAACAAUCUUGUGAAGGGAGUCCUGAGAUUGAACAAAAAAGCUCUGUCUCAGAGUUUGGAAAACCACAGCUAUUGCUACCUGCUGCCCAAGCAGACGUACCUGAAUGUGGAUGAGGAUGCUGCCCGCUCGCUGGAGAGGAAGAGGAACUUCAUCUACUGCCUCAUCAUCCAGAUCAUGAAGGCUGAGAAAGAGAUGCACAUAGACAACCUGGUGUUCAGAGUGUUGGACACGUGUCAGAAGCGGGAGGUGACUCGUUCCCCGGGCUCAGUUCGUUUCAGCUGCAGCACUACAGACGUGCUGUCCUGCGUCAUGCAUGUCAUCAGCAAGGGCUACAUCAGGCGCAACGAGGACAGCCCCCACAUCGUGGAGUUCCUGCCUGAGGACCCCUCCACUCCCCAGAAGGGCCAAGCGCAUUUCUCCUUCAGCAAGGCUGAGCUGAAGAAUAACCCCAGCAGCAGCAACGCUGACAUCAGCCUGGAAGGCAUCAUUGCAGCCCCUCCGAGUGCAGAAGAUGGAGUCCUGGAGGCUGUCCUAUUGUCCAUGGGCCGGACCAUGAACCAGGAGGAAGUCCGGCAGCUGAUGCAGCGCACCGUCCAGCAGGUCUCUGGCACUCUGAGUUUGGACCUGGACUGGGCUGAGCACCUGUUGGUCCACUGCAAGUGGAACGUGGAUGUGCUGAUCCAGCGUUACACAGACGACCCAGACUCCCUGGUUUUGGCUGCCGGGCUAAAGGGCCUGAACCCCCAGCCGCCCCCUAGCCAUGUGGCCAGCUGCCCCGUGUGCCUCAUCUCCCAAACAGGGGAGGCAGAGCCUGCCCCCACCCUCUGCUGCAUGCACUACUGUUGCCGGUCUUGCUGGCAGGAGUACCUCACAGCCAGGAUUGAGCAGAACCUGGUGAUGAACUGCAACUGUCCAAUCACAGACUGCCGUGCGCAACCUACUUCUCAGUUCUUCUUCAACAUCCUGACCGACAAAGACACCAUUGCCAAGUAUGAGAACGCGCUCCUCCGGGGCUACGUGGAGUGCUGCUCCAACUUGACCUGGUGCACCAACCCCCUGGGCUGUGACCAGAUCUUGUGCAAGGAGAACAUCGGCAGCAUGGGAACCUGCUCAAAGUGCUGCUGGUCCUCCUGCUUUAGCUGCAACUUCCCAGAGGCUCAUUACCCAGCCAGCUGCAGUCACAUGUCCCAGUGGAUGGACGAUGGUGGCUACUACGAGGGUAUGACCAUGGAAGCCCAAAGUAAGCACCUUGCCAAACUCAUCUCCAAACGCUGCCCCAGCUGCCAGGCCCAGAUAGAGAAGAACGAAGGCUGCCUUCAUAUGACCUGUGCCAAAUGUAACCAUGGAUUUUGCUGGAGGUGUCUCAAGCCAUGGAAACCAACCCACAAAGAUUACUACAACUGCUCAGCUAUGGUGAGUAAAGCAGCAAGGCAGGAAAAGAAGUUCCAAGACUACAACGAGAGAUGCACUUUCCACAACCAGGCCAAGGACUUUGCCAUCAAUCUGGAGAGCAAAGUCUCCUCCAUCAAUGAAGCCCUCCAAAUGAAGUCAUUGACAUUUGUUAUUGAUGCCUGCAAAGUACUUGCUCAAGCUCGCAAGGUGCUGGCCUACUCGUGUGUGUACAGCUACUACAACCAGGACACAGAGAAGAUGGAUGUGAUGGAGCAGCAAAUGGAAGCCCUGGAGCUUCACACCAAUGCUCUACAGAUCCUACUGGAGGAGACCCUGUUGCAGUGUACUGAUCUAGCGUCCUGCGUCCGUCUCCUGAAGCCUGAGCACCUCAACACUGGCUUGGAACUCAUCCGCCGCAUUCAGGAGCGUCUGGUGGCCAUUCUACAACACUCGACCCAGCAAAUCAUUAGGGUUUCCUCCUGUCUGGUCUCUCCAAACACAGGACUUUCGAGUGGGCUACAACUCCAAAACGGGACAGGAACAGGAAUCUGCUCAAGCUUCAAAUCUCUCUAAGACAACAGAUGCCAACAAAGCGGCUGGAGCCUCUGAGUCUGGUGACUCUGACAACAACAACAACAAUGAGGAGGAAGGUGGAGAUGAGGCAGAGGAGGAUGAUGAGUAUGACGAUGAGGAAGUCCUCGAAUGGCAUGAAGAUGAUGAAGAUGACAUAGACGAGGACGACUUCUUCUCUGAUGACGACGAGUCUGAAAACCUUGAGAGGGAUUUCAGUCCUUUUGACUAAAUAUCUGAAAAUAUUAAAAGGAAGGAAAUGUCAAUCUGUGCAGGCACUGCAAACACCAUAUAACUAUAUUAGAAACAGUACUUAAUAAACAAACAAAUAUCCAUUAGAGAGCUUUGGUAACAGGAAAGCCAUGGUCUUGUUUAAAGUGAGGCUGGCUGUGAGCCUUCACAUUUCCGUUCAGCCUGUUUGUGCUGAUCUUUCACAAUUUUUGUCCCAUGCCACAACUGCAAUUGUUAGGGGCUAGGGGCGUACACUUACUUUUUCCUCUUAUUGUUUAUCAAAUAGGUUUGAAAUCCUAGAGCCUUUGAUUAUUUUUCACGACUGUUUUGAAGCCGAUGAGGGUUCCAUGAUCAUCAUGCAUAAUGAAGGAUCCCUGUAAGAAGAUAUAUUUUAGGGAGGUGUGGCCGUAUACUUCGGAACAAAGCCCAUACUUUUGUUUAAUACAGAUGCUGCAUUUUGAUUUAUCCAAUAAAGGGAUUUAUAAUCCAGUGCUAGGAUGGCUGUCUUAGUUUUAAGUUAAUGGUUUUUAUAUCUGUUGUAUACUGACAUGUUGAGUUGGCAUAUGUCGUUCAUUACCAAAUGGUUUGCCUUGGUUUAUUUUUUAAUACAUGGAUAUAUGCCUUCAAAAAUGAUAAAGAACACAAUUAAUCAAUUGAUUUCCAUAGUGAAAGUUAAUACUGUUCAAUUAUAUUUGGUUUGUUUAGUAGCCUACUAAAGACAUCAGUUAAAACAAUGUUUUGUUUGAAGAGUGAAACAUUUUCAUGCAUCUGGGUUAAAGGUUUGCAGGGGGUGUAAGAUAUUUGGUGUGUCUGGCAACAAGCCACAGCCCAUCAGACUGACAUCAGAAACAUGUCGCCACCUCUUAACCUCUGCAAAUAACGGAUUGAAAGUAUCAUAGCUCAUGCAUUAUUUGCUAAGCGAAAACCUACAUGCUUUUUUUCUUUCUGGAAAAUAGCAUUGAUUUUUGUACAUGUCAAUGUUCAUCUGUUUAAUGGGUUGAGAGGUAUCUGAUAUCUCAACAUACUUUGCUCAUUGAAGUUGAGAUAUCCUUAUUCAUACUGAGCAUCUUCCAAAAUGUUAUCUUUCUGAUCUCAUUGUUGAAGUUGUGCAUCUUCAGCUGACUAAAUAAAUGCUUUUUCUGCUACCGUA
This is a messenger RNA of Oncorhynchus mykiss (rainbow trout), 9104 nucleotides long. Its product is annotated as cullin-9. Gene Ontology annotation, molecular function: ubiquitin protein ligase binding; zinc ion binding. The record is from RefSeq and is a predicted model, not a curated record. Gene Ontology annotation, biological process: ubiquitin-dependent protein catabolic process. Lineage: Eukaryota; Metazoa; Chordata; Actinopteri; Salmoniformes; Salmonidae.